CCAUAGGAGACGGACGAGUUGCAGAAGGGGGGCGACGAGAUGAGGAUCGAGGAGGUCCAAUCUGCCUCCAAGAAGCAGCGCAUCGCCACCCAUACGCACAUCAAAGGCCUCGGUCUCGAUGCGAACGGAAAUGCUCUUCCUUUGUCUGCUGGGUUCGUCGGGCAGGGGUCUGCUAGAGAGGCAGCGGGCAUUGUUGUGGAUAUGAUACGGCAGAAGAAGAUGGCUGGGCGGGCACUUCUGCUUGCUGGGCCUCCCAGCACCGGCAAGACUGCUCUGGCUCUCGGCAUUUCUCAGGAUCUCGGAAGCAAGGUCCCCUUUUGCCCUAUGGUUGGAUCAGAAGUGUACUCAUCAGAGGUCAAGAAAACUGAGGUUCUUAUGGAAAAUUUUCGAAGGGCUAUUGGUCUGCGUAUCAAGGAGACCAAGGAAGUCUAUGAAGGAGAGGUGACUGAGCUUUCUCCAGAAGAGAGUGAGAAUACAACUGGUGGAUAUGGGAAAAGCAUAAGCCACAUAAUUAUUGGACUAAAGACUGUUAAGGGAACCAAGCAAUUGAAGUUGGAUCCAACUAUUUAUGAUUCUUUGAUCAAAGAAAAGGUUGCUGUAGGUGAUGUUAUUUACAUUGAAGCAAAUAGUGGUGCAGUGAAAAGAGUAGGCAGAUGUGAUGCUUUUGCUACAGAAUUUGAUCUUGAAGCAGAAGAGUAUGUUCCAAUUCCAAAAGGGGAAGUUCAUAAGAAAAAGGAAAUAGUACAGGAUGUUACACUGCAUGAUCUUGAUGCUGCAAAUGCUCGUCCUCAAGGAGGGCAAGAUAUAUUAUCCCUUAUGGGCCAGAUGAUGAAACCUCGCAAAACAGAAAUCACUGACAAACUGCGACAGGAAAUUAAUAAGGUUGUUAACAGAUAUAUUGAUGAAGGCAUUGCAGAACUUGUACCUGGUGUCCUUUUUAUCGAUGAGGUUCACAUGCUAGAUAUUGAAUGUUUUUCUUACUUAAAUCGUGCUUUGGAGAGCUCAAUAUCACCAAUUGUGAUUUUUGCUACUAACAGGGGAAUAUGUAAUGUGAGGGGAACUGAUAUGACCAGUCCACAUGGCAUACCAGUAGAUUUGCUUGAUCGUCUGGUUAUUAUAAGGACAGAAACAUAUGGUCCCACUGAAAUGAUUCAGAUAUUGGCUAUUCGAGCUCAAGUUGAAGAAAUUGAUAUCGAUGAAGAUAGUCUAGCUUACUUGGGGGAGAUUGGGCAACAAGCAUCAUUAAGGCAUGCAAUCCAGCUGCUAUCACCUGCUAACAUUGUGGCCAAAACUAACGGAAGGGAUAAGAUUUGCAAGGCUGAUCUCGAGGAAGUGACUUCUCUAUAUCUAGAUGCCAAGUCUUCUGCGAGGCUUCUUCAGGAGCAGCAAGAAAGAUACAUAACCUGAUCAUAUUUUAUUUCCGUUGGACGUUAUCCUCUUCCAAAAGGAUAGCAGUGCCUUAGCAUGUAGAAUUGAAGUCACAGACGUUUGCUUUAACCGAUCUGUAUCUUGGUGUAGUAGUCAUUUAUCUGAUUUAAAGCUCAAGCUUUGUCGGGAUGUAAUUCCAGUCUCAUUGUGGCCUUUGUUCUUGAUAUCAGCACAGAAAUUAGCAAUUGGGGUUUCAAAGAAAGGCUGAUAAUUGAGCUGUGAAGACAGAAAUUGGCUUUUUUUACUUUGUUUGUAUUACUUGUGGAUGGAAAUUAAGCAUAUUCCAUGCUGUCUUAUUUUGACAUGCAUCUUCUGCUA
Musa acuminata subsp. malaccensis (wild Malaysian banana) is the source of this 1746-nucleotide messenger RNA. Its product is annotated as ruvB-like protein 1. Gene Ontology annotation, biological process: regulation of transcription by RNA polymerase II; box C/D snoRNP assembly; chromatin remodeling. Lineage: Eukaryota; Viridiplantae; Streptophyta; Magnoliopsida; Zingiberales; Musaceae. Gene Ontology annotation, molecular function: DNA helicase activity; ATP binding; ATP hydrolysis activity. The record is from RefSeq and is a predicted model, not a curated record. Gene Ontology annotation, cellular component: R2TP complex; NuA4 histone acetyltransferase complex; Swr1 complex.